CAUGCACUUUCAAAGCCAUCUCCGCAACCCUAGCUAACCCCCGUUGAUCUCCCGUCGUGUACCCGCCAGCCCGCCAGCCCGCCAGCCCGACCUACCGAAACCAGAGCACCAUGGGCCGUUUAACUAGGUACGGCAGAAGCCUUGCGGACUUCCUCAAUGGCAUCAUCCCGGCUGCCAUCCUUGGGUUCAUCUGUCAAUUCUACACAGAAAAUAAUACUCCAGUACCAUCGCUCCAUUAUCUACAUUUUCCUACUGCAACGGGACAACUAAAGCCUACAUGGGAAAACCCUGGAGGCGAUAAACACGCUCUUAUUCGCGCCGCACUAUAUCCCGACGAGACUGUGGCUAUAUCUCCAUUCGCCGCCGUGCAACCAUCACACGUGUCAGUUACGAUGAUAUGUGUCGCCGCCACCGCCGCCACCACGGCCAUGGUACAUGGACAUGAAACGUUUUUGCCAGCCAAUAGGCCUUCUCUCCCACACUUUCUGCUUUCCAAGGCGCUCUCAACAAGACGUCGACACGUCACCUUUUCUGCGUCUUCCGACGGAGCUGAGGAGUAUGAUAUAUGACUAUGCAAGCAGCAGCGGCAGAUACGAAACAAGGUACAUGAUCAAUUCGUGUUGGCCUCGGACGAUAUUUCUUUUGACGCUGAUGAAAUGCG
Messenger RNA from Bipolaris maydis ATCC 48331, 661 nucleotides. The record is from RefSeq and is a predicted model, not a curated record. Lineage: Eukaryota; Fungi; Ascomycota; Dothideomycetes; Pleosporales; Pleosporaceae.